CAGAAAGUAUUGUAGAGACAGGCCGCUGGGGAAGCAAGGUCUGACCCCAGACUGUCUGCAAAGAGGCAGCUGUUCCUAGGCUUAUCUGGUAAAGAGGAAUCAGCUCGUUUUUAGGGUCUCAUCAAGAGUCUGGAAACCUGGAUUCUUGGACAAUUGUUGGUCUUUGUUCCUCAGUUUCUCAUCUGUCAAUUGGGGAUUACCUGCCUACUUCAAGGAAUCUGUGAGGAUCAAAGGAGGAUGGAUACAACACUGGUUUACGGUGCCCACCCUUAGAAAAAAUGACUGAUUACCAAUCUCUUGGACAAACUCUGCAGAAAGGAAAACAGAAGAUGAAGAAAGCAAAAGAUGGAGAUGUUGAUGUGGAAGGCCGUGACAUCCAUCAAAACAGUGAGCCAUUGAGGAUCAUCCUGGUGGGGAAAACAGGAGCUGGGAGAAGUGCUACAGGAAAUACUAUCCUUGGGCAGAGAGUAUUUGAGUCCAAACUAGGAUCCCAGGCAGUGACCAAGAAGUGUCAGAUGGAAACUGGAAUGUGGAAUGGGAGAAGUAUAUUGGUGAUUGAUACUCCUGCCUUCUGUGAGUCAGGUUCCUGGACUGAAGAGAUGUACAAGGAAAUUGGAGAGUGUUACCUUCUCUCCUUUCCAGGUCCCCAUGCAUUAGUCUUAGUGACUCAGAUUGGGCGCUAUACUGCAAAAGAUAAGGAGGCAAUGAGGAAGGUAAAGAAAAUUUUUGGAGUAGAGGCCAUGAGGCACCUAGUUAUGCUUUUCACCCGUAAAGAAGAUUUAGGGGAAUCUUUAGAGGAUUAUGUAACAAAUACUGAUAACAUAGACCUACAAUGGGGAAUCCGAGAGUGUGGCAGGCGAUUCUGUGCCUUCAACAACCGGGCCACUGGGGAGGAACAGAAGGCUCAGGUGGCAGAGCUGAUGUUUGUGAUUCAGAGGAUGGAGGAAGAGAAUGGAGGCAGUUAUUACAGCAAUGCCCUUUACCUUGAUGCUGAGAUAUUCCAGAGACUUAACAAUAGUGGGUCUGUAGAAAGCUACCAAAACUACCUAGAAAAAGUAAAAUCCCACAUUCAAAAGCAGACAUUGGACCUAAGAGAGGCUGAGGCUAACUGUAUUGUCCAGGCAUUUUUGAGGGCCCAAAAAUGGGUUUCUUCCAACCGCCGAAUCUGUUUAAGUCUUUUGUUCUUUGCCUUGGCUUUUCUUGUCAUUAUGGUUGCUGUAUUGAUUUCUCAAAAAGCUUGAGUAGUUUUUCUAAGAUGGCUCCUAAUAGUAAUUAUUGGAAGAUGUCCUUCUCAGUGUCACUAUCAUGGCAUUUUUUUCUAAAUGGAUUUCUCUAAUUUUGAAAACAUAUAUGAUCCUCAACUCCUAUUCUUCUGGAGAAUACUUGGCAAAGAGACACCUAAAAGAAGUCAAUAAUUUUCUCAUUGCUUUUCACAAGAAUCAGGAAAUUAAACUGAUAGUUCUGAUAUCUGGUAGUUUUAGUGGUGAGUUUGAAGGGAAGCUGUGAGCUACUUUGGGCAUCUAUGAUGACCUUUCUGCUGUUCUUUCUCUAUAUCUCCUGCCUUAACAAUGCCACCCACUCUUACAGUUUUUAAGAACCAUCUCUUUGUAGAUAACUCCCACAUUUAGAUCUCUAGCUUAAUCUCUCCAGAGCUCUAGACCUACAUUCCCUAUUGUGCAUAGCACAUUUCUACCUGUAUCUUACCAGUAAUGAAAAUUCAACACGUGUCAUUAUUUUUCCCUACCUAAAUUUAUCCGGUUCCUGAUAUUUGAAACCUGGGGAUUUUCCCAGACUUUCCUCUUUUAAUUUACCUGAACUGUUCAAGCCCUGAGCUAUCAAUUUGACCUCCAAAAUGUCUCUCCCAUCUGUCCCCUCCUUUCUUCCCAAAGCUACUAUCCUGAUAUCACCCACAUAGGUAUUGCAAUGGUCAUAGAUCAUAAAAUCAUAGAUUUAGAAAUGGAAGGGACUGUCUAAGUCAUCUAGGCCAACCCCUCUCAUUUUAUGGUUAAGGAAUUUGAGGCCCUAAGAGACCUUACUUUCAUAAAUCUCUCCCACUGCAAUUCAUCCUCCACUCAGUAUUGUCAAAGAACACUUCUUAAAGCACAUGUAUGAUCAUGUCACCCCCUCGGCCCCCAAUCAGCCAACUUUGCUGGAGGCUCCCAGUCACCUUAAAGAUCAAAUGUAAAAUCUGUUGGCAUUUAAAACUCAUCAUAACCUGCCCCUCCCUUUCCAGUCUUCUUACAUGUUAUACCCCACCCCUGCCUCUCAUGUACUCUCUGAUUUAGGAGCACUGUUCUUGCAGUUCCUCAAAUGACCCACUCAGGUUAUUUUCACUGGCUGCCACCCAUGCCUGGAAUGCUUUCCUUCCUCAUCUCUGCCUCCUAGAUUCACUGGCUUCCUUUGGGUCUAAGCUAAUGUCUUAUUUUCUACAGGAAGUCUUUCCUGGUCCCCUUUAAUUCUAGUGCUUUCCCUCUCUUCAUUUUUUCCAAUUUAUCCUGUAUAUACAUUGUGCAUAAUUGCUUGCAUGUUUUCUGCCCCAUAAGACCGUGAGCUCCUUGAAAAUGGGGACUGCCUUUUGUCUUUCUUUGUAUCCCCAGCUUUUAGCACAGAAUAGAGUUGACAAUAAAUGUUCAUUAACUGACUGGCUUUCUGAAGGUCACACAGGUAGAAAGUGUACAAAUUUCAUCAUGUGCCUCUUCUCAAAAUCCUUCAGUAACUCACAACAUUACAGAAUGUGAGAAUUGGAAGGAACAGUAAAAAUCAUCUAAUACAAGGCAUAUACCAAAGGAAUCCUCAGUACAACAAAUGCAUUGUUUAAUGAAUACAGACUAAACUAGUUCUUUUGACAUUUCAGUCAUUCUGAAAUCUGAUAUCCCUCUUCCUUUGCAAUCUUAUUUCAUACUACCCUUCUUUCACAUACUAUCACUUCUAGACACAUUAGACUCCUUGCCCUCCCCUGUUCAUUUCCCUUUAUGCUCUCACCUCUGUGCCUUCACUUCCUUGUUCCCCAGUCCUACAAUAUCCUCCUCCAUCUUGUUCAAUAAUUGAAAUCCUAACCAUCCUUCAAGAUUGGCCUCUAAUGUCACCUCCUCCGCAUCUUCCCUAAUCUUCCCAUUCAGAAGAGAUCAUCUAGCUCCCCAGACCUCACAUUGUUCUUGAUUUGUGUUUCUCUCAUGUACUGAAUAUGCUGCAUUGUAUAGUAUAGUUAACCUGUGUACGUAUAUCUUGUCACUCUCUGUGAUGAUAAACUCCAUGAGAGCAGGGAUUGAUAUUUACAACUUUCCUAGUACCUAGCCCAAGACCUAUAUACAGUAAAUGCUCAUAUUAUAUAUGUUAAUUAAAUAUUACAAAUCCCAUUGGCAUCUAUGUUAUAAAAUUAUUUCACUGCUUUAUUUGAUAAAAGAACUAACUGCAUGAAUUUUUUUCAGUAUGAAUUAGACCAGUAGUCUCCAAGAAAAAAAAUUUGGCUUCAAAUGUUAGACAGAGGAAAAUUUUGUUUGGAAGAUUAAUUUACAUGCUUUGAGUGAUUUGGGAGCUCCAAAUAAAGGGCUUAGCUCUUUACCUGCAGAUUAAUCAAGAAACUAUGCCAACUCUCAAUGAAAAUCUGCUAAAAUGGCUCAACUUCCUCUCCUGCUUUUGUUAUUAGAUUCAAUUAAAAAGAAAUAAAAAUUGUUGCUUUGCUGAUAGAGAA
Trichosurus vulpecula (common brushtail) is the source of this 3691-nucleotide messenger RNA. RefSeq names its product GTPase IMAP family member 5-like. The record is from RefSeq and is a predicted model, not a curated record. The transcript has 4 exons. Gene Ontology annotation, molecular function: GTP binding. The coding region runs from base 279 to 1241 and encodes 320 amino acids. Lineage: Eukaryota; Metazoa; Chordata; Mammalia; Diprotodontia; Phalangeridae.